AUGGGACCAGAUAAAGCAAAUGAUGACUUCUUUAAUUGCUGGCCAAAACACAUUGAUGAAAAGAAUGGAACAAUUGGACCGAACCACACAAGGCCCCACCCUGAAUCAGGACAAAGGCAAGGCGCCAAUGAACAACCAAUUUGUCCCACCUUUUCCAGCAGUUUUAACCAGUUCGAUCACUUCGGCCAUAAUGGCACCAGGCAACCCGAAGGCCCAGGAAGCAAGGGACACCAACAAGGGCCCGAUUUCCAUUUUAGGUUCGGCUCUAGCAGCCAGCAACAAGCGCCCCAAAACCAGCAUUUUAGUAAGAACCAGGGCAAAGAUGAAAGUGAGGAAGAUGAGGAUAUGGUGUUUGUUGACGGAGAACCCUUUAGAGGCAGACGCAACCAUACCCAGCCAAGAAGAAGAACCCCAACCAUUAAGAUUGACUUCCCACGUUUUACAGGGAUUGAUGCCAAAGAUUGGCUCUUCAAAGUUGAAGAGUAUUUUGAUUGCCAUAGCGUCCCGGAGAAUGAAUGGGUUACAACAGCUAUCCUCAACUUCGAUGGAGAAGCUAUGAAGUGGUAUCGUUGGUUCAAACGCCAUCAGCCCAACAUCACUUGGGAAAAUUUCAGUGAGGGUUUGCAAACACGAUUUGGUGAAUCAGCCUACACGGAUUUUGACAUAGAACUUAAAGAUUUGGUACAAAUGUCCUCAGUCCGAGAAUACCAAAGCAAAUUUGAAAGUCUUUCCUCCAUGGUUGAUUGGACCACCAAGUCACUAAUCGGUGCCUACAUUGGCGGCCUCAAAGAAGAAGUCAAGAUAGACGUACAGCGAAGAAAAUACACCGAUUUGGUUGAAUGUUUCGCAGAGGCUCGAGCAGUAGAAGAGAGAAAUAGGCGCAAGAAUGCCUUACGAAAACCCUACAAGGGCAACGAGCCAACCAAGUACAAAGGGCUACCACCAAGAAAGCCUAUGCCCUACAAAAGAGAAGAACAAAAACCCCUCUACCAUGAUCGAGUGCCUACCACUUACAUGACUAGCGAUGAAGAAGAAGAGUCUAGCCAAGACACAAAUCCACCUAGUCCGAAUGAGGCCAAGACUGAUACAAGUGCAUCUGAGACUAUUGAAGGGACAUGUCAUGCCUUGACAGACCCAAAAAGACCGAAUGCCAUGAGAGUUGUUGGUAAGAUUGGAAAGCAUAAAGUAGUAGUACUCCUAGACUCGGGUGCUACACACAAUUUUGUUAGUGAAGAAGCAGCUCAAGCAGUUGGGUGCCCACUAGAAGAACAACAGCCAAUCUCAGUCAUGGUAGGAGAUGGAUCCAAACUCGUAUGCACACAAAAAUGCAAAGGGGUCCUACUAUGCAUGCAAAAGGUACCAUUCACGGUUGAUCUUUUAGUACUCCCCAUCGGUGGUGUCGAUGUGGUAUUGGGGGUACAAUGGCUAGAGACUCUAGGGGAAAUCUCUUGGAAUUUCAAAGACAUGAGUAUGUCUUUUGCUAAGGAGGGAGGUGACCAAAACGUCACCCUAAAGACAGUAAAUACCAACGUUAAACCAAAGGCAGCACUUAAAGCUCUAGUCGCCCAACAACCAGCGUUUUGGGUUGUUACUAUGGCCACUGACAUACCUGCCAAAGAUGAGCAAGAAGAAAAUAUACCAGCCGAGGUUCAACACGUGCUUGAACAGUUUUCAGAUCUCUUUGAGGAACCAAAGGGACUUCCUCCACGCCGAGCUUAUGACCAUAGAAUCAUCAUGAAUCAGGGCGCUGAACCUGUCAACGUUCGGCCUUAUCGUUAUGGUCAUCACCAAAAAGUAGAAAUUGAAAGAUUGGUUAAGGAAAUGAUAGAGGGUGGUAUCAUACGCCCUAGCUGCAGUCCUUUCUCCUCGCCAGUCUUACUAGUUAAAAAGAAAGAUAACACAUGGCGCUUCUGCGUGGACUAUAGAGCACUAAAUGAGGCAACCGUGAAGGACCGACAUCCAAUACCGGUAAUCGACGAACUUCUAGAUGAGUUAACCGGUGCCUCUGUGUUUUCCAAAAUAGACCUACGGGCAGACUACCAAUAG
Nymphaea colorata (pocket water lily) is the source of this 2046-nucleotide messenger RNA. RefSeq lists its product as uncharacterized. Lineage: Eukaryota; Viridiplantae; Streptophyta; Magnoliopsida; Nymphaeales; Nymphaeaceae. Bases 1 to 2046 code for a protein of 681 amino acids. The transcript is spliced from 2 exons. The record is from RefSeq and is a predicted model, not a curated record.